UAAAGCCGUAUCAGAUUAUGGAUUGGGGGAUUGAGACUGAACUUGGCCAAUCAAUACAAAGUUAAUGAAUUCAAGCUUAGUGAAAUUUAAUGAACUUUGCAUUGAUUGGUUAGCUAAAUUCAAGCUUAGUGAAAUUUAAUGAACUUUGCAUUGAUUGGUCAAAUUUCAAUCUCUAAUCCGUAUAAGGCCUGUUCUACAAUACGCCGGAGUAGGAACGCAGCCAAUAAGAUAAUUUAUUUUUUCGAAAAUCGACGCUAAAUGAGAGGAUCCACGGCCAUUGACAAAUCACUUCGAUGUGGGGAAAAUAUUCCGUUUGUCAAUAGAUUGACAGAAAAUUUGAUCAAAUUUUAAUAUUACUGCAUAGUGUUGACAUUGGUGUUACAACAGUGUUAUUUGCGACAACGGAUAUGGCAUCAUUGUCGAUUAUUCUGCGUCGGAUAAACGCUAUGAUAAGGAGAUUCAAAUUUGAAGAAUUGGAACGCGACGUGAUGCCCAUCUUCCCAGAGAUAGCAUGGAGUCGUGUCAAAUCAAAAUUAGUCAAGAAUCACAAAAAUUUCACAAUUACCAACGCCGUGCGUAUUAUAGGCGAAGCUAUCAAUAAUACAGAUUUUACAGAGAAAGAUUUGUGUGACAGGUUGGCUACACUAGAAAUAACAGAUAUAAGCAAACAUAGUAAGAGAAGAAUAUGGUAUAGUUACGAAUUGACAAAUCUGGAUAAAGAAGUGAAUUAUAUUGGGAAACGAGAAUUUGAAAAAAGCCUCACAGAUGAGUUUUACAACAAUGGUAUUGAAGUAAAUGUAAAAAUUUUAAAAUAUAACGACAUCACAUUUGUAUGUAUCAAAGAAAAGAAGAAAAAAAGGAGACAGGCUACAUUGGUCACGCCAUUCUUUUUUGCUUUAUUCACGGGACACAAAUAUUUCUUCUGUUCAAAGAAAAAGAUUUCAAGCGAUUUUAUAAUAGCGAUAGCUAAUACCUUGGGCUACAAGAAAAGCAAGAGGAUCAAGCUUGCGGGUCGAGAUGUCAGAUCAUUGAUGAGAAUGUUAAGAAUGAAGCAACAGGGUGUAUUACAUGCCGCAAACUUAAACAUACUAUCGAUGCACGAAGCGUCUGACCCUAUUAUCAAAGAUGCCGGAAUAGAUUAUACACAAACGAAACAACGGGCAAAUUAUGCGAAACAGUGCUUUAGUGAGGAUCCUCCAAUUUUGGAGUCACUGGUUAUACACGGGCCGCAGGAAUCCAUACAGCACAGCGACUUGGCCUCGAUAUUACCUUCCGACAUUAUACGAAUGAACUGGGAAUUUUCUAGCCACAAUGUAGCCAGAUUCUUGACCAGUUUGAUAGAGAAACGUGUAUUCCUAUUGCCAUUACCCCAGUAUGUAGCUAAUUUCAUGACGCUGGGGAAGAAUGAACUGAUACUCCGAAGUGCUUGACACGCUUGGCGACGAGUGUUGAUAUAUUUGUGAAAAGAAAAAUAAUCGUUCGUCAGCAUAUAUGAUGUUUGCUGUUUACACGGGAAAUAAUUUACAGUAACAGUUGCGAUAUAUGAAUGAGAGGCCUUUUAAGACCUAAUGUAAAAAGAAAAAGUUGUGAUGAUUGCGGCCGAAUGACCGUAAGAUAUUAAUUUCAUAAAUGGGACGCGUGUGUUAUCAGAAAAUCGCUAAAUUUUAUUCUAAUUACUAAUUUCAUACAGAAGAGGUGUUAAGAUUACACACAAGCUGUAUCUUGAGCGGAAUGUGAUAAAUUGAAACCUAUGUAAGCUAUAUGAUG
Molecule: messenger RNA, 1767 nt
Organism: Dinoponera quadriceps
Lineage: Eukaryota; Metazoa; Arthropoda; Insecta; Hymenoptera; Formicidae
Exons: 7
Coding region: 408-1430 (340 amino acids)
Source: RefSeq, a predicted model, not a curated record